This is a messenger RNA of Microcebus murinus (gray mouse lemur), 3227 nucleotides long. NCBI's taxonomy places the organism in Eukaryota, Metazoa, Chordata, Mammalia, Primates, Cheirogaleidae. The record is from RefSeq and is a predicted model, not a curated record.
UAAGGUGAGUCAAUGCCUCUUCCUAUCCUCAAAGCUACAUGAUGGCCUUUCAUAUUUUUGUCAAAUCCCCCUUGUUACCACCAUCUGCUCUGGUUCUGUCAGGAGAAGAAGAAAAUAGAUGAAAAGGACAGUCAGCGAGCUAGUUUCACCAUGAUUCAUACACAGCAUUCAUACACAACAUGCAUACACAUGCUACCAGAAGCAGCAGCUCCAGUCUGAGAUCCUUUAUGCCCUAAAGGCUGGGUAUGUGCUUGAGCUAUCAAAAAUGAUAUACAAAUUCAAAAGAUGUAAAGACUAUAGCAUUAUAACUUAUUUAAGAAAACAAUCCUAUUUACAAGAAAGCAGGUGGUGGUUGGGGUGGGGUAAAUGAAAGGGAUAGAUACUUUCAAAUCCAUAAAACAGUAUAAAGAUUCUAUAAUACAUGACAUCAUGAAAUAACAAAGAUGUAUAAGGGAUAACAAAAUGGAAAUAUUAAUAGAUAAGACUGAAGAACUGAAUUCAAAAUUCCAGCUACAUUGCUAAAUUUAUCUGUGGAGGAUAAGUUACUUAAAAAUUGAUUGAUUGGUUCAUAUAUUUAUUAUUCAUUAAGCUUGGUACCAUGAGUAAGACACCAAACUAAAUGUUGAGGAUACAGCAGCAUACAACAUAGCUAUAAAAGACAGGAACAUUUUAAUAAGUACUAAAAAUAGAGUGAGAUGGUACUAUAGGAGUAAACAGUAGAUAUAUCUGAUCUAAUCUAGAAGGGUUAUAGAAGGCUUCCUGGAGCAAUUAAUGUUAAGGUCAGACCUGAAUCUGAACUGUCAGUAGGAGCUAGGGACCUAAAGUAGAGUGGAAGGAGUAUUCUAGACAAAAGUAAUAGUAUUUGCCAAGGCCCACAUGUCAGUAUUGAGUAUCAUAUAGAUAGAUCAAAGGGAUUAUGUAAUUGAUAAUUAUGGAGGCUGCAGUUAUAGAUCAGUCAUUCAAGAACUAUAACAUAACUAUAAUAGGGCAGGUAAAAUGGUAUAACAAUCAAAAGGAACAGUAGGAUUUUUUAUUUUUAUUCAAAAUAUUUAUUGAGUAACUAUUAUGUGCCAAGCACUAUUCUAAGCAUUUGAGAUAAUGAACAAAGCAAACAAAAAUUCCUGUUCUGGUGAAGCCUAUAUUCUAAUACAGGGUGAAAGACAACAGAUAGCAAACAUAAUAUAAAUGAUAUGGUGUCUUAGAGCAUGUUAAGUACUAUAGGUAAGGUGGAUUGGAAUCCAGGUGGAUGAAGGGUAUUUUAAAUAGAGUAGUCAAGGAUUGCUUCAGAGAACAGGUGGCGAUUAGGCAAAGAUUCGAAAUAGAUGAGGAGUGAACCUUCGAAAUAUUAAGAGAAAGCACUUUCCUGGCAGACAGAUGAGCCAGCACAAAAUUCCUGAUCAGGAUAUGUCUGGUAUGCUCUAAAACAGCAAGCAGAUGGGUGUGGCAGAACCACCAGGCACAGAGGCAUGUAGCAUGAAAUGAGGUCUGAGAGGCAAUGAGGGAUGGAGGCAGACCUUGUGGGAUAUUGCAGGCUACUAUGAGAAUUCAGUGAAGAGUUGUUCUUUCACUUCCUCCUGCCCUAAUAUAUAGAAGAUCAAGAAGAAACACACAUAAGAGAAGAGGAAAGACUAGAUGGCCGAGCCAGGGCAGGGAUAACAUUAAUAGCAGUAUUCUUCUGCUGGCAGCAAAAGAUGACAGGAAUGAGCAACUAUGGAAACCCUUUUUGGAUGCAAGAUAAAGGCGGGGUGUAAAGUGAAAACAAAAGCACUCCGAGUAAGAGAGGUCAUUUGAUUUUACUUUCUGCACUCAACACUGCUCCUCUCUGCUGACUGAAACAGGAGCCAUGGCUUUGGAAGACAACCAGUCAACAGAUUACUAUUAUGAGGAAAAUGAACUGAAUGGCACUCAUGACUACAGUCAGUAUGAAAUGAUAUGUAUAAAAGAAGAAGUCAGAAGAUUUGCAAAAGUUUUUCUCCCUGUCUUCCUCACAAUAGCUUUCAUCAUUGGACUUGCAGGCAAUUCCAUAGUAGUGGCAAUUUAUGCCUAUUACAAGAAGCUGAGAACCAAAACAGACGUGUACAUCCUGAAUUUGGCUGUGGCAGAUUUACUCCUUCUAUUCACUCUGCCUUUUUGGGCAGUUAAUGCAGUUCAUGGGUGGGUUUUAGGGAAAAUGAUGUGUAAAGUCACUUCAGCCUUGUACACAGUAAACUUUGUCUCUGGAAUGCAGUUUCUGGCCUGUAUUAGCAUCGACCGAUAUUUGGCAGUAACCAAAGCCCCCAGCCAAUCAGGAGUGGGAAAACCGUGUUGGAUCAUCUGUUUCUGUGUCUGGAUGGCUACCAUCUUGCUGAGUAUACCCCAGCUGGUUUUUUAUACAGUAAAUGACAAUGCUAGGUGCAUUCCCAUCUUUCCCCACCACCUAGGAACAUCAAUGAAAGCAUUUAUUCAAAUGCUAGAAAUCUGUGUCGGAUUUAUAGUACCCUUCCUUAUCAUGGGCGUGUGCUACUUUAUCACAGCAAGGACACUCAUCAAGAUGCCGAAUAUUAAAAAGUCUCGACCCCUCAAAGUCCUGCUCACAGUGGUUAUAGUCUUCAUUGUCACUCAACUGCCUUAUAACAUUGUCAAGUUCUGCCGAGCCAUAGACAUCAUCUACUCCCUGAUCACUGACUGUGACAUGAGCAAACGCAUGGACGUGGCCAUUCAAAUCACAGAAAGCAUCGCGCUCUUUCACAGCUGCCUCAAUCCCAUCCUUUAUGUUUUUAUGGGAGCCUCUUUUAAAAACUAUAUUAUGAAAGUGGCCAAGAAAUAUGGGGCGUGGAGAAGACAGAGACAAAAUGUGGAGGAGAUUCCUUUUGAUUCUGAGGGUCCUACAGAGCCAACCAGUACAUUUAGCAUUUAAAUGUAAAACUGCUCUGCCUUUUGCUUGGAUACACAUGAAUGAUCCUUCUUCCUCAGAUAAAACAUCUACGUUAUUCUGAAACUCAAAUCUCAAACACUGUGCUUGCAACUUAUAACAAAGAGGGGGUUGGGAGAGGAGGAGGAUAGAAGCCAACGAGAAGAGGAAAUGAAAUACUAACUGUACAAAACAAGAAAAUUAAUAUUAACAAUACAGGAAAAUAGUAAUAGGCGCAAGUCAAUAAAACACUAUUUUAUAAAGAGGAAGAUCUUUGUGUUGAUGGGAUGGUUUUGUAUCUGGAUUGCAGUAGUGGUUACACAAAUCUACACAUGUG